This is a messenger RNA of Spinacia oleracea (spinach), 1946 nucleotides long. Its product is annotated as serine/threonine-protein kinase VIK. Bases 190 to 1536 code for a protein of 448 amino acids. Gene Ontology annotation, biological process: protein phosphorylation. The record is from RefSeq and is a predicted model, not a curated record. Gene Ontology annotation, molecular function: ATP binding; protein binding; protein serine/threonine kinase activity. The transcript has 11 exons. NCBI's taxonomy places the organism in Eukaryota, Viridiplantae, Streptophyta, Magnoliopsida, Caryophyllales, Amaranthaceae.
AAAUAAAGUAAAUAAUAAAAAAACGCGAAAACCACAGCAAACAGAAUAACGGAUACACACAUAUCAUUCCACUUCCGCGUCCUUCCCUCUUUCUCCUCCUUCAAAUCUCUCUCUUCCAUUUUUCCUGAUUCACUGAUUAAUUGCACACCAUUUCAUCGAUUCAUUGUGUACCAUCUAAUUCACCGGAGAAUGAGCGGCGGCGGUGGAGGAGAAAGCUCGUUGGGAUCACCAUCAAUGGACGGCGUACCACCGUCGGCAGUAGUGGCAUCAAUUCCGUCGAGCAAAGUAGUGGAGAAGCAGAAGGAGAAGGAUAAAGCUAGGGUAAGCAAAACGUCGGCAAUUCUAUGGCACGCUCAUCAAAACGACGCCGUGGCGGUAAAGAAGCUUCUUGAAGAAGAUCCUAGCCUUGUGAAUGCUAGGGAUUACGAUAAUCGAACUCCUCUUCAUGUUGCAUCGCUUCAUGGUUGGAUCGAGGUAGCUAAGUGUUUGAUUGAUUAUGGCGCUGAUGUCAACGCUCAAGAUCGCUGGAAGAACACCCCGCUAGCUGACGCAGAAGGUGCAAAAAAACAUGGAAUGCUUGAGCUUUUGAAAACAUAUGGCGGUUUAUCUUAUGGACAAAAUGGGAGCCAUUUUGAACCAAAAGCUGUUCCCCCGCCUUUGCCGAACAAGUGUGACUGGGAAAUUGACCCUACUGAGCUGGACUUUUCAAACUCAGCAAUAAUUGGAAAGGGAUCAUUUGGUGAGAUUCUGAAAGCCUACUGGCGAGGAACCCCAGUUGCAGUCAAGCGCAUACUUCCAUCACUUUCAGAUGAUAGACUAGUCAUCCAGGAUUUUAGGCAUGAAGUCAUUUUGCUAGUGAAGCUUCGUCAUCCUAACAUUGUUCAAUUCCUUGGAGCUGUUACUGAGAAAAAGCCUUUAAUGUUGAUCACCGAGUACUUGCGAGGGGGUGAUCUACAUCAGUACCUUAAAGAAAAGGGAGCUCUUAGUCCAUCAACAGCUAUAAAUUUUGCAUUGGACAUUGCAAGAGGAAUGGCUUAUCUUCAUAAUGAACCUAAUGUGAUAAUCCACCGAGAUUUAAAGCCAAGGAACGUUCUCUUAGUCAACUCUAAUGCUGACCAUUUAAAAGUUGGAGACUUUGGACUAAGCAAGCUCAUCAGGGUUCAACAUGCCCAUGAUGUGUACAAAUUGACUGGGGAGACUGGAAGCUACCGUUAUAUGGCUCCAGAAGUAUUUAAGCACCGGAAAUAUGACAAAAAGGUUGAUGUUUUCUCCUUCGGAAUGAUAUUGUAUGAGAUGAUUGAGGGAGAGCCUCCCUUGGCAAGUUAUGAACCAUAUGAGGCAGCAAGAUAUGUGGCUGAAGGACAUAGACCGACAAUUAGGUCCAAAAGUUUCGUCCCAGAUUUGAGAGAGUUAACUGAACAAUGUUGGGCUGCUGACAUGAACCAGAGGCCUACUUUUCUGGAGAUUCUUAAGAAACUCGAGAAAAUUAAGGACAAUCUUCCGGCAGAACAUCACUGGCAUUUCUUUUCUGGAUAACAAAAACAACUGUUGAUUCAUUCAUCCAUUGUCCAUAUGGUGUUAGUCCAUUGUUCACUUGAAGGGUGGUACACCGUACACCUGUUUGUUAGCCUCGAUUAUUUUUAAAUUGAAUCAUUAGCAUGUCAGAUUUUGGCGAACACAAACUUGUUCAAACAUCAUAUAGGCUUCUGGUUUAAAAUCAUUCUGAAUGUUGGGUGGGCUUAUUAUGUGACUGGUCGUGUAUCUUUUUAAGAGCUCAAUUUUUUUUUAUUAUAUCUGUAUAUUGUAUCACAAUAUUCAUGUUCAACACUUUGUAGUUUUUCCCUUUGACCUUUUCUCUUUUUCUUUUACACUUUGUAAAUGACAACUGCCUUCUUUGGUAGAUUUUGAGAAGAUAAAGUUACCAGCUAUAAGAGUGUGUUGUGUUA